AAUAUAACAAAAACAGGCAGCUGGAAGCUUUUAUAAUCAAUAAUCAAUCAAUUAACGUAAAUAUGGCAAAGAAAAUAAACAAACGAAGCGUUUCUAAUUUAAAAACUAAUAAUAGGAAAGAGAAAAAUAACAUUAAAAAUAAACCUAAAAAAGUUACCCCAGACGAAAAUUCUUCAACCCCAGCAUUCUCAUUUUCUAAUCGUUUAUCAAAAGUCGAUGGAAUACGUCCCUUUUCUAUCGCCGCCUUGGCGGUGCUGUUUGGAUUUUUCAACAGUUACCAUCAAGCAACUAUGUUUGAAAAUGACAGACAUUUUUCACAUUUAUCAACGUUGGAGAGAGAAAUGACUUUCAGAACUGAAAUGGGACUAUACUAUUUUUACUACAAGCGAAUGACAGAAUCACCUUCAUUUUUGAAUGGAUUGCAUCAAAUCAUGAAUGAUAAUCUCACAGAGUACCCAUCAACCAUUAAUACAUUAGAAAGAUUUACUUUGUACCCUGAAGUUGUACUAGCUGCUAGUUAUAGAAAUAUUCAGUCUAUAGCUAAUUUUUUAAAUAUCAGCAUCAAAGAAUGUUGGCAGGUUCUUAGAGGUGAUAAUUUACCACCUAUUGAAAGUUGUGAAGGUGUUGGAGAUCCAGCCUAUUUUUAUGUUACGACUGUGUUUUUAUUGAAUGGAUUAGUUGGAUCUUUGCUGUUUAUAUUUGGGACAAUUUUAAGUGAUUCAGUAUGUGGUGGAGCAUUAUCUGCUGCCUGCUUCUUUUUUAAUCAUGGAGAGUGUACUAGAGUUCAGUGGACUCCUCCUCUGAGGGAGAGUUUUGGUUAUCCUCUAUUUUUGCUACAAAUGAUGCUAGUUAGUUUGCUGUUGAAGUGCCAAAAACCUGUCUUUCAACAUUCACUCAUCAUUGCCAUUCCUUCAAUUUUAUUUAUGUUAUCUUGGCAGUUUGCACAGUUUGCUUUGUUAACUCAAGUUUUAGUUUUAUUUGGAUUAUAUCUACUCAAUUUUAUAACAUCUGAUGUUUUCAAGUCUAUUUUAAAUGGGCAUUUACUUAAUCUUAUUGUUGCAGUUGUAUUUUUGUUUGGAAAUAAAAUGCUUAUAGCCUCCUUUUAUGCAUCAACGCUUUUAAUGUGUUAUGUGAUAGUUACGAAAGAAAACUUUUUCAAGUUAUUUAACCACAGACUUUUGGUGAUGAUUUCGCAAGGAAUUUCUUUGAUGCUAGGAUGUGUUCUUAUCAAACUGCUUCUAUCAACAUUGUUGCAAGUCAAAGAUGAUGCUCAUAUUUGGAAUCUUUUAAAAUCAAAGUUUACUUCUUAUGAAGAUUUCCAUACUAUGCUCUACACCUGUGCAGUGGAAUUUGAUUUUUUGCCUUUAGAAUCUUUUGUUGAACUUACCAAGACACUAGUUUUGCCUUUUACAGUAAUCAUAGUAAUUAUUGUUCUUUAUCAAGUUUUGUUGAAAAACACGGACAACACCGAUAACUAUGAAAAUGCUGAAGUCAUGUACAACAUACUGCAGUCUUUUGCUUUUUUUGUAAUGGCUGCUCUUGUAAUGCGGUUGAAAUUAUUUUUUUCACCUCACUUGUGUCUUCUAGCCUCAUUGUCAAUGUCUGGAAAGUUUUUCAGAUAUUUAGAUGCCAAAGAAGUAAGAUUUUACAUUUUAUUCGGAAUUCUGGGUGCAAUGAGCGUACAAGGUGUAACAAAUAUCAAACAUCAAAGAAAUAUCAUUGGUGAAUUCAGCAAUCCUGAUUUAGAAGAGCUUAUAUCCUGGGUGAAUACAACUCUUCCUGAAGAUGCUGUAUUUGCUGGCCCAAUGCCUACAAUGGCUAAUAUUUUGUUAUCCACCAGAAGACCAAUUGUUAAUCAUCCUCACUAUGAAAAUUCUAAAUUAAGAGAAAGAACCAAGAAUGUUUAUCAGAUUUUCAGCAGGAAACCUAUCAAAAAAGUGUAUGAUACGCUACUGAGCAUGAAAGUUAAAUAUGUUAUUUUAGAGAGAAGCUGGUGCUUCGGGAGACGAAGGGAAGGCUGUGCAAUGGUGGAUUUAUGGGACAUAGAAGAUCCAGAAAAUAAAGACAAAGAAAAUCUCUGUCAACGGAUUGUUAAGAAUCCAUAUCCCUUUAGAAAAGUUUUCAGAAAUGCUAUGUACACAGUUUUAGAAAUUUAAAUAAGACUUCAGGCAAAUAAAUAUAAAUAAACUAACAUCAGGAGAAGCCAUUUUAGCAUAUCUCUUUAAAAUGUUUUUUACAGUCUUGCAUUUAGAUUAAACUAAGAGAAAGAAAAUAGAAUAGUUCUAAGUGAAAGAUCUAGUUGUUAGGAAGUGUAUUCUUAUCAUAUGGCUAUAUCUUGUCUUAAAUGCAUUUUUUAUAUUAAAUUUUAAAAAUCAUGACAAAUAUUAUAGCUUAUGCAAUUUUAACCAGUUUUUGUUUUUAACAAUCCAUUUAAACUCAUUUUUAAAAUAUUAAUGAAGUUUUUUUAUAAUAAUUUCACCUAAUUUAAAUAAAUUUUCAACUACAAAUUAAAUGAAAAUUCAAACAUAUAAUUCGAAAGUAAUCUAUCAUGCCUGCUUUAAUUACUUUCCUAAGUUGAUUAGAAUUGAAAAAAUUAUUAGCUAAUUCAAUAUUGUAAUCAAGCUACGUAACUUAUAUGGGAAACCAUGUAACCUAAUCAUUAAAACUCUCAGCAUGAUAGUCACUAUGUUAAUCAAAAUAAUAACUUAUUUUAAAUUAUAUUUUUUCCAUUCUGAAUUCUUUCAAAUUUGGAAAUGUGUUUUGUGCUUAAAAACAACACAUUUCUAAAGAAUAGUGUACUAUAUUCAUUGUUCAUUAUCAUAUGAAUUUUAAUCAUAAUGUUCAAAAGUUGUGGCAUAUAAUUAGCUCAUUUAACUUAGUUUAACUUAAUAACUAAAAGAGAACAGGGGGGUUUAUUACACUAAUAUCUCUAUUUUCUCCCUUUUUAAAUUUCCUAAUUUUUGUUUCAGUUAUAUACUUAAAACUUUAUGAGAAAAAUUUGCUCUGUUAAUUCAACUUAAAUAUAAAAGAGGAAGAUGACUACUCGAAAUAUUGUUUUUAUUUAAUUAAACUAUAAAAAAGAGGCCUUCCCAACAUUAAGUCCUUGUUUUUUCUACUCAACGUUUUCAGCUUUUGAAUUUUUGUUUUAAUAAUUUAUUUUUAAAAAAAAAUUAUUGUAAGUAACUUAACUUUUUUAAUUCAACUUGAUGACUGCAGAAAACCACUAAAAUUAUUUAUAACAGUAAAACUCUCCUGGAAAAGCAAAAUUCUGUUACUUUUUUGUGAUUACUUAAAACACCCUAAUUAUAAAUUAGCUCUAGUGUAUAUAAACUAAUACAUCAGAUUAGUGCCAACUGCUGAAAUACUUUAAUCAAAAUUGGAAAAAACAUUGUAAAAAAUUUUCUUCUAAAUAAUUAUUAAUACUUUUAAAUGUUUUAUUAUUGGAGCAAGCCAAAUUAUGUGAGCUUGUUUAUUGCUUGUGCCAUAUUUUUACAAUAGCUAAAUAAAUUAUACAAUAAUUUCAAAAUUGUAACGAUACACAUUAUUAUCUUGUUAGAUUAAGUAUUAUCUAAUUAAGUCUAUAAUUCUAAGACUAAUUCAAUUCUUAGUUUAAGGUAAGGCCUAGUUGCUGACUUUCAAAAUUAACAUCAUUUUCACUUGUUUUUUAGUACCUUUGCAGAGAAGGAUACACAAUUGUCAAACAAGCGCAACAAUUAAAUUAUGAAAGUUUUCUAUAGAAUAUUAUUUACUUUUCAUUUUAGUAACAUUUAUGUGUUUGCCUCUUUAAGCCUUUUAUUUUAUGUUCAAUUGUUUUUCGUUACGUAACUUAAUUUUAUUUAUAUUUAUCUGUUUUUUAAAAAUGUCAUAAAAUUAAAAAUCUGGAUAAUAAAUUAGUUCAGAUUUUAAUUUGAUUGUCAUUCUAUCAUUUAUCAGUUUAUUUAGUUUGCUUUGUCAAUAAAAGCACUGUUUAUUGUAUUUAUUUUUUAAUGGUUUAUGCAAUUUGUAUAGGUCAAGUGGAACAAAUUUUAGAUUCCAUUAUUUAAAAUUUGAAUUAAAUUUAGGAUACAGGCACCUAUAAUUUUUAAACUAAGAUCUGUAAAGCUUCCAAGCUUUAAUCUAAAAACUACUGUAGUAAGGAAAACCUAAUGUAAUACCAUUGCAGUGAGUAAAAUAUGCUACUAAUAAAAGACAAACCUCGAGCCAAGACUGGCUUUAUUGCUAUUCAAUGGCACGUUCUAUAAUUUUUUUAAAGAAAGAUUAGGUUUAUUUCUUACUUACAAAAACAAACUGAAAAUUAAAUAUCCAGAUGCUUAAAAUUAAAAUAAUCACGAAUAAAAUUAAACAAAUAAUAAAUUUAGAUUUAAUAAAUGACGCUGACAAUUGAGAAUUAUAUUCCAACACUCCCUCCAAUUUUUACUUGUCAAGAAAGUAAAACAAUUUUUAAAAAAUUAUAAUCUAGCAAAACAAGUUUUUCAAAUCUGUCUCUAGGUAAAGCCUUAGUGGAACAUAUCAGCGAAGUAUUCAUUACUGUUGAUAUAUGCAAUUUUCAGUUUUAUUCUGACAAAGUGGAACUUGAUGUCGAUGUGUUUAUGAUAAACAAGAUGUUUGUUAUUAAUUUUCAUGCACUUUGAUUCAGGGUUUAAGCUGAGUCUAAAAAUUCAUUAGCAAAAAAGCUAAAAUCUGAAAAAAAGUUUUAGCAAAAUGCUAAAAUGCCAUUAGGCUUAUAAAAUUACUUUAUAUCAAACAAGUACUGUAAGUUAUCUGACAAAGAAUAGCUUAAUGUACAAGAAUAUCAAAAAGAAUACCUAUAACAAAAAAAAACACAUUUAUUAUUUAUCAAAACAUUUUGGUUUAUACAUUUUGGUUUUCGUGAACGCUAGCGUCAUGGUUCUUCUUGCGAAAGAUAUUUAGAUUUUUUCUCCUUCUUGUUUGAUCAAGUUUUUUUCAUGGAUGUUAGCGUCAUGGUUUUUAGCGGAAGCUUUUUUUUUAAUGGAAUUUAGUAAAAUCCUUUAGCAUAAAUGCGAAAAUGUUUUGUUGAAUUUUAGCAUUUUUGAGGGGUCUUUUCGCAUUUUGCGAAAAAAGCUACCGUAGCGGAAACCCUGCUUUGAUUAUCAAUAUUCACAGAAACACCAUCUGUAUCAUACAUUGAUGAUUCACUUAUGUCACCAUAUAAUCCCUUUAACAGCUGUGGAUGCUGUUACGUAUUCUGAUUCUGUGAUUGAUGUUGAUACAGAAGAUUGCCAACUGGUACACCAUGUGAUCACACCACUUGAUAACAUAUCCAGUAGUAUAUUGUUUGGUAUCCAUGUCUCCUGAAAAAUCAGCAUUAGAGUAACCUACAAGAUGAGGAUUUUCUGAUUCUGCUAUAUACUAUGAUGUGGGGUAGCUUUUAAAUAUUUCAUGAUUCUUUUUACAGCAUUCCAAUGCACUUGACUAUAGAUAUUUUUAAACCUACUAACAAGAUUUAUAAUCUAUAUAAUAUCAGGAUGUGUGGAAGUUGAAAGAAAUAAUACUGAUCCAAUAACUUCACGAUACAGUACACAAUUUGCUUCUGAAAUCAUAUUAGGCUCAGAUUAUAGAUUGACAUUGGAAUCUGUUGGAAAACUAACUGGAUUGCAAUCCUCAAGGUUGAACUGCUUCAAAAUUUUCUUAAUAUUGGCUUGUGAGUGAAUAAAAAUUGAACCAAAGAUUUCUCCAUCUUUACAUUGUAAGAGAAUAUCAUCAACAUACAGUAUAAGAAAAACUUUUCUACUGUGGAAAACACCAUGAAAUAAACAAGGAUCAGCUACACUCUGCUUAAAUCCAAAGUUUAACAAGAAUUCAAAAAAUUUCUUGUUCCAACAUCUUGAUGAUUGUUUCAAACCAUAUAGAGAUUUUCUUAACUUAAAUACUAAGUGUGCAUCAAACAUGGAGGAAGUAGCUAGUAUACUUCUUCACUAAUGUCACCAUGCAAAAAUACUGUCUUUAUAUAACACUGCAAUAUGUUUAACCUUUUCUGUGCAGCAGUUGUUAGAAUAACUCUUAUGUCAUAUCUUGAUGUUAGAGAAAAUGUUUCUUUGGAAUCAACUCCAUCUACUUGUGAAAACCCUUUGGCACACAGCCAAGCCUUGAAACAUUCAAUAUCUCCAUUGGGUAAAUACUUAAUGUUGAAUACCCAUUUUGAUUCAGUUAUAUUUUUCUCUUCUGGACAUUCCACUAAUUGCCAAGUGAUAUCAGUUCCUCCUUUAUUGCAUCUUUCCAUUCCUUUGACUGAUGUGAGUGCACUGACUGCUUCUUCAUAUGUUUUAGGGGUUUUAGUAAAGUUUACAUCAUAACGUUUAGAAAUUCUUAAAUUUUUCAGAGUCUCAAACUAUAGGAUGAAGCUUCUUUUUUAUCUGAAUUUUGUGAUUCAUUCAAUACUUCAUUUUCAUUCAUUACUGGAUCAAGUUCAAUUUCAUAAUCAUCAAUUUCAUGGCAUCAUCUUGAUAUUUAAAGUAAUCAGUCGAAUGAAUCUCUGAGCUCGAGUAUUCAAUAAAUUUAACAUUUCUUGAAACUUUUACAGUUUUUGAUCUUGUAUCACAGAGUCGAUAAUUUGUUAAAUUACUUUCAUAUCCAACAAAAAUUAUUUUGAUACCUUUUGGUGAAAGUUUCUUGUGCUAUCGGUCAGGUACAUGAAGAUAUGCCUCAAAGCCGAAAAAGUUUUGAGUGCUUUAAUGACAUUUGUUUACCAGUCUACAAAGCUGCAGAUGCAGGAGUCUGACUAGUCGGUGCACGAUUCAUGAUAAUCAUAGCUGUGUUAACUGUUUAAGCCCAUAAAAAAAAUGGUAAUUUUUUACUAUGUAACAUUGAUAUAGCACUAUCCAUUAUUGUUCUUAUGUUUCUUUCAGCUCUUCCAUUCUGCUCGAGAGAGUAAGGAACUGUGGUUUCAAGUUCAAUGCCUUUUUCUUGAACGAAACCUUUAAAAUUAUGAUUUAUGUAUUCCUUUCCAUUAUCUGUUCUCAGCGCUUUAUAUUUGUAGAUUGUUUAUUUUCACACAGGGAAACAAAAAUCUUGAAACCCAUCUAAUGCAUCACAC
Molecule: messenger RNA, 7054 nt
Organism: Parasteatoda tepidariorum (common house spider)
Lineage: Eukaryota; Metazoa; Arthropoda; Arachnida; Araneae; Theridiidae
Product: protein C-mannosyl-transferase DPY19L1
Cellular component (GO): nuclear inner membrane
Molecular function (GO): mannosyltransferase activity
Source: RefSeq, a predicted model, not a curated record